Messenger RNA from Lutra lutra (Eurasian river otter), 1014 nucleotides. RefSeq names its product POP5 homolog, ribonuclease P/MRP subunit (gene POP5). Gene Ontology annotation, molecular function: ribonuclease P RNA binding. Gene Ontology annotation, cellular component: ribonuclease P complex. The transcript is spliced from 6 exons. NCBI's taxonomy places the organism in Eukaryota, Metazoa, Chordata, Mammalia, Carnivora, Mustelidae. Gene Ontology annotation, biological process: tRNA 5'-leader removal. The record is from RefSeq and is a predicted model, not a curated record. The coding region runs from base 80 to 709 and encodes 209 amino acids.
GAGGGUAAUUUCCCAUUGGCCACCAGCAAAACCGCAGAUAUCCGGUUUGGGAGCUGGGCCGCAGCGCGCGGAGGCCGCCAUGGUGCGGUUUAAGCACAGGUACCUACUGUGCGAGGUGGUGUCUGAUGACCCCCGUUGCCGCCUGAGUCUGGAGGACCGAGUGCUGGGCGGCCUCAUACGGGACACGAUCGCCCGCGUGCACGGGACUUUCGGCGCAGCCUCCUGCUCCAUCGGCUUCGCGGUAUGUCCUCUUGAGGCCAAUCAGAGUCUGAGCCCGAGUCUGCGUGAGUCCGAGGUUAGGCGGAGAGCUAAAAGCAGAAGGCAGUGGCACUUUGGAAAAGAAUCGGCUUUAUCAGUUUCACUGCGAUACCUCAAUGCCUAUACUGGAGUAGUGCUACUUCGAUGCCGGAAGGAAUUCUACCACCUCGUGUGCUCAGCUCUUCCUUUCAUCACAUACUUGGAGAACAAAGGACACCGUUACCCGUGUUUCCUCAACACCUUACACGUGGGAGGUACAAUUAGAACAUGCCAGAAGUUCCUGAUUCAUUACAACAGGAGACAGCUGUUGAUCUUAUUGCAGAACUGCACCGACGAAGGAGAACGGCAAGCUAUCCAGAAGUCUGUUGCCAGAAGCUGUUUACUAGAGGAGAGGUCAGAUGAGGAGUUUUCGGAGAGUGGUGAUGAGGAGGCUGCUGAAGCAAUGGAGUGAACCUCUGCAGGCUGUGCUGGGCCCGAGAUUCAAGGGCCAGUUGUUGGAACAGGACAUUCUGGGAGGCAGCAGCAUCUGCUACAAUUUUGCCAAAGUGGAUGACUGCUCACCAGAGGCCAAGGUAUCAGCUCAAAGUAGAGGACUUGUUCACUUAAACUGAAGUCACCUUUACCUAGCGCUGCCAGGUUUAGUGGUCCUGCAGGUGGUGAACCCCAGGCAGUUACAGACUAUCUGUGUCUAAUUGCCUGGCUGAGUAGGUUUAAUAAAUGUACUUGGCAGGGCACCUGGGUGGCUCAGUCGGUUAA